This is a messenger RNA of Pocillopora meandrina, 1289 nucleotides long. NCBI's taxonomy places the organism in Eukaryota, Metazoa, Cnidaria, Anthozoa, Scleractinia, Pocilloporidae. The record is from the annotation of a GenBank genome assembly.
AUGGAACAAAAUAAGGACACAUUUUUGAAUUAUUACGGCAGUCAAACCGAAAGGUAAGCGAUGUAUUACGUCUCCCUUUCAAAACACUCACACUUUUUUUUAUCCGGAUAAAACAGAUUAUUUAUUUGUUUUCCGUUUUUUUCCAGGCAAGUCCACAGCAACAAUAUUCGCGAAUGAGCGCGACGUAUUUCCCUUACUACCCGCAACCUCAAUAUGCUGUGCCGCCGUUCUAUGGCUCUCAAUUGCAAGGAGCGCAAGAAAUUCACUCAUCUUCAGUACGACCCCAUUCUGAUCUGCCUGGCUCGCAAUAGCAAGAGAACAACCACAGCAGCAGUAGCAGCACUGGUCCAAAAAAAAGGAAAAAUCGUUGGACAGACACUGAAGAAAAGAUCUUGGUGGAGCUGUUUGGAGAAAAUGAAGAUAAGCUGCGAUACAAAGCCUUCAGCUCCCCUGAAUGGCUGUCGAUUGCUCGCCAGCUUCACUCGCGGUGCAAGGAACAAAACGUAGACAGCGACAAAACGCCACAACAGUGCAAGAACAAAUUAGCAAAUUUGACAAAGAAGUAUAAAGACACCAAAGACAAGCUUCGGUCGGCAGGAUACGGCAGAGGGGGCGAUGUGCCGUCCGACAAUGAAAGUGAAGAAAGUGAGGAGAUCAUACCGAAACCUUUCAACGAUAUGGAUGAAAUUCUCGGUAAAAGGGAAUCCAUCAACCCACGCCACGUGCUCGAAAGCUCUCACGUCCCCGAUAGCGAGUCACCGGAAAUGUCGGAACUCGAACGCGAUAUCCUCGAGAAAGAUGCCCUAGAUGAGGAAAUCUGCCGAGCUGCACAAAAACAAAGGCAAAGGACUGCCCAGAAUGUUUCUCCUCCAUCUGAGUGCACGGUGCCUUUUGAUGGAGAUGAAUCCGAUAACGACCAGUCGCUUGCCUUUGCAGAAUCCCUCUUUGUUAAGAGGAAAGGCAAAAAUAAAAAGCCUUUGGCAAGCACACCGGUACCGAGGAGGCGCGAGGUUGAUGUGGGAAAAAAGCUACCAAGAAAGCGCGCCGCUGAUGCAGCGGAAAGGCCAUCGAAAAAAAGGCGCAAAAUGAAGGGAAAAGCCGGAUCAUCUGGAGUAGACGAGCCAACCUUGAUAUCAUUUCUUGAACGCUCACAAGAAAGGGACGAGGCUUUUAUGGAGCGGAUGGCUGAAGCCCAGAGAGAAUACAGGAAAGAUCAGCAGAAGUUUUCCAUGGAUGCCCUUGCUAUGCUCGGAAACAUCCUCAAGGACGUUAGUAAAGGAAACGAAUGA